Varanus komodoensis (Komodo dragon) is the source of this 6007-nucleotide messenger RNA. RefSeq names its product coiled-coil domain containing 18 (gene CCDC18). The coding region runs from base 1407 to 5681 and encodes 1424 amino acids. The record is from RefSeq and is a predicted model, not a curated record. Lineage: Eukaryota; Metazoa; Chordata; Lepidosauria; Squamata; Varanidae. The transcript has 29 exons.
CCUCCGCCACUCAUGGAGGCGCUUCCCGAAUGGCCUGCGCGCUUCGAAAGUAGGACAAACGGCUCUGUCCGAGGGCUGUGAUUCCUAACACUGAAGCCAUAGUGCGGCUGUUACUACCGAGCCAUUUCCUUCGAGUGGGGGUGAUUCUACUAAAGCCCUGGUGGAUCUCUGGAAAGUGAAAGCCCAGCAAUUAACACCAUUCCACUUGUGCACCCUCUUCCACAGAAUGGAGCCAAGGGAGCUCUCUGGCUUUCCAAGGUGCUGUAACUGAUGAAAUGAGCAGGACAUUGACUAGAGUGACAUUGGUAGCAUGUAUUGAUUUUGUCUUGCUUAAAAGAGGUGGAGGUAAAACCUAUAUUUAAGAAGAAACCUCUCUGAACCACACUGUACUGAAUAAUUUUGGGCAGGCUUCCAAUAUUCCAUUCUUGGACAAAGUGUUGGAGAGUGUGGUGGCUUUUCAGUUCCAAAGAUUUCUGGAUGAGUUGGAGUAUCAAGCUCUAUUUCAAUCUGGCUUUAGCAUUCUCUGGCCAUGAGGCAGAUAAUGCCUUGGUCACCUUGGUCAACAAUGAACACUGGAAACUAGACAAGGAGGGUUUGUCACUGUUCUGGUGGGUUUUUAUCACCAGUCAUGGUAUCCUUCUGGAGCAUUUGUCUGAGGGGAAUAGGAGACACCAUUGCAUAGUGGUUCCAAUCCUUCUUGGAGAGGUGAUUUCAGAAGGUACCAUUUAAACUUGUGGCCUUUGGCUGAUGGUGUCCCUCAGGGUUCCAUCUUCUCUCCCAUGCUAUUUAACAUAAGUAUGAAACAACUGGGAGGGGUUAUCCAGAGUUUUGGGAUUUGAUGCUGAUGUCAUCCAGCUUUCUUCAUCUAAAUCUAGGGGAAGCUAUUCUGGUUCUAAGUUGGUGUCUGAUGUUGGUAGUAGCUUGGAUGAGGGCAAACAAAUUGAAGCUUACUUCAGACAAAACAGAGUUGCACCUAAUCAGUUGAAAGGCAGUUCAAAGAAUAUGGUCUCAACCUAUACUAGUUUGGAGUACACACUCUCAGAAGAGACAGGGUCACAGUUUGGGUAUACUUCUGGACUCAGCCCUGAACUGAAUACCCAGAGUUUCACUGAUGGCCAGGAGUGCUUCUGUGCAGCAGAAGCUAGUGCACCAACUAUACAUGUUUUCAACUGUACAUGUUCUGACUGCUGACAUGCGUGCCUUUAUUAGAUUCCAUUUGGAAUCUGGCCUCAUUCUUCUGUGAGGCCAGCUUUGCAUCUGCAGUGGAGCAUGAAGAAAAGCAAAAGCUUAAAACAUUGUUAUUUUAUUAAUGUUUUUAAAGAACUUCUUUCUUCAGGGAUUGGAAGUUGCUCAUAUUAAUACUUUUUUCUUAGUUACUGCUUAUAUUAGGCUAAUGUAUAAUAUCAAUGGAACCUUACUUAUGGGAUUUUCAUAAUCACGAGGAUGAAGAAGACUUGCUUGCAAAUGUUGUGGUAUUAAGGAAUAAGUUAAAGAAAACGGAAAGACAUUUACAAGACUUGGGAGAAGAGCUUUGCAGUACUAAUUCAGAUAACAAUUCAGACAUCAGCAUUCAUGAUGGUGAACUUGAGAUUUUAACAAUGGAAGAUCUUGUAGAUCCUAUUGAAUUACAAAAUUGUUCGGCUCAUACUGUAAACAAAAUGUCUUGGUGUAACAAGAACUCUUCAAGCAAACCCAGGAACAAAUCUUACUCAUCCUUUGAUAAAAGUAUGGAAGAAGAGAAUGAGCUUUUAAGGGACAAACUGAACAUUGUCCGGCAAAAAAAUGCUUCCUUGACUUCUCAGAACCACCAUCUAAUGAGUGAAAUUGAAACUAUAAACUUUGAGCUGAACCAGGCAAAAGCAAGAGUAUCUUUCCUUGAAUCUGCUUUGGGUACACACUCCGUCAGCAUUCCAAUGUUGGAAGAUCAUAUAGCAAACUUGGAAGCGGAAGUUCAAGCUCGGAAUAAUGUUCUGAUAGAGACAGAAGAUAAAUUAAAGCAAAGCCAGAAAAUGGUAAUGGAAAAAGAAUAUGCUUUGCAGAUGCUCAAGGAGGAAUAUAAGCAAAUGAAACUUGGUUUAAUUGAAAAAUCAAAACAAGGAAAAAGAACUGAACAGCAAAGAAAUGAAGCGCUUUAUAAUGCUGAGGAGCUGACGAGAACUUUUAAAAAAUACAAGGAGAAAAUAACUGAUAAACUGGAAAAGGUUCAAGUAGAAGAACAAAUUUUAGAAAGAAAUUUAAUGAGCUGUGUAAAAGAAAAGGAAAAGUUGAAUACAAAAUGUGAAAACUAUAAAAGUGAGCUGGAAAACCUGAGGGAAAAGCUGAGACAAUUGGUUGAAGAGAAUUUUAUUGGAAAAGAAAAUCUACAGUGUGUGGAAGCCAAGAGUUCUGAAAUGGAAUUAUUGCUGAAAGAUUCUCAGCAGAAGACCCAGAUGCUUGAAAGUAGACUUCAAGAUCAAGAUGCAGUACUUAAAGAGAAAAAUGCCCUAAUGAAAGAGAAUGCUGAUUUAAAAGCACAAAUUGCAGAGCAAAACAAUAAUCUUAAAUUAUGUCAUCAAGAAAUUGAGAAUUCAAAAAUUGAACUGAAAACCUUAGAAAACAUUAUUUCUCAGUUAUCUCAAAGUUCAUCAAAGGAGGCUAAUUAUUUGAAGCAUCAUUCUAAUGAAGCAUUAUGUACCAAUUGCUGUGAAUCAGCUGGAUCUCUGGUGGAAGAGCUAAGACAUAAACUGAAAAUGAAAGAAUCAACAAUUCAGAAACUUCAGGCAGAACAUAUGGCAAGUAAGAUUGGUCAAGGGUUCUUUGAAGAAAAUGAAGGACAAGAAUUGCAUGGCCUAGAAACUGAACCAGUAAAAUUGAAUGGAAAUCAAACAGAGAGAGAAUGCCAGCAAUUGGAGUUUAUCGGUCAACAGUUUGAAAAGGAGAAACAAAGCUUAAUUAGACAAUUAGAUGAGUUACGUAGUAAGCUGGAAAGAACUGAAGAGGAGAACUCCUUUUUAAAAACUGAUAUGGCCCAGCGAACCAGUCAUUUUCAAGCAUUACAGGAAGAACUGUUGGAGAAGGCUUCGAAAUCUAGCAGUUUGGAGCGAGCAAUGGCAAGAAAAUCUUCUCAGCUUUCAGCCCUUGAAAAACAGUUAGAAGAAAAGACAAUUGCUUAUACAAAUGCAGCUGCAAAAAAAACUGAGCUGGAACAAAUAUUGUUGGAAACAAAUUCUCAGAUUCAUACCUUGGAAAGAAGGAUUAAUGAGGAACAUGAACACUUCUCUGUAAUACUAGAAAAAACUAAGAUAAUUAAUCUGGAACAGCACAAAGAGAUGGAAAAACAGAUUGAAUUACUUCAGGCUCAACUGGAGACAAAAAACCAGCAAUUCCUGCAGCAGGAGAACACAAUGUCCAUUUUGCAGCAAGAAUUGAUAUGUAAGCAACGUCAGCUGGAAUCACUGGAUCGACUGCUAAUAGAAAGCCAAGAGGAAAUGGAAAAGCAGAAAACCAAGAAGGAUGAAGCUUUAAAGACAUUACAAGGCCAACACACUGAAGAAACAAUUAAGGUCAAACAACUACAGACAGCAUUAGAUAUCUAUAAAGAAGAUCUAGCAUUAUAUUUAAGACGUCUAGAAGAAAAUAAAAUAUUAUUUGAAAAGCAGCUGCAGAAAAAAUCUGAAGAGGUGCAACAUUUGCAGAAAGAAAUAAAAUUAAAAAAUGACAAUCUUCAGUCCACUGCAGAACAAAACUUUCUACUACAGCAAACCCUGCAGCAGCAGCAACAGAUGUUACAUGAGGAAACCAUUCGGAACAGUGAAUUAGAAGACAGCCAAACAAAGCUUCAAAAGCAGGUAGCAAAACUAGAGCAAGAUCUUCAAAAGCAGAAGGAAAAUCUGGAAGAAGAAUUGAAGAAAACAACUGAGAAACUCCAUUUAGCCUCUGAAGAAACUGAUUUGAAAAGACAAAAAGUAAUGGAACUUACUGGAACAAUCAGACAGAUUAAAAUAGAGAUGGAUCAGUGUAAAGAUGAAUUAAUAGACAUGGAGAAAGAAUUAGUGCACUUACGACGUGAUGGUCAUAGUAAAGCUCUAAAGCUGGGCCACUUGGAAAUGACUUUGGAGCAGAAAGUCUCAGAACUACAUAAAAAGACAAAUCAAGUGAAAGAGUUAGAAGACAAGCUACUUGUUAGUGAGACAAAGCAAAAAGAUGCUGUACAACAAGUAGAAACACUAGAGACUGACCUGCAAAGUGCCAGUGAGGAGCUAAAAAGUGCUUUGCGACAACAACAAGAACUUCAGGACAUGCUGCAGAAGGCACAGAUGUCUCUGGAAGAGAAGUAUGCUGCUAUUCAGGAAUUAACAGAGGAACUAAGAGAAUGCAAGGAUGAACUUGAGGAUAAAAAGCAAGAACUUCUUGACAUGGACAAGGCUUUGAAAGAAAGAAAUUGGGAUUUGAAACAAAGAGCAGUUCAGCUUACCCAGUUGGAUAUGUCAAUCCGUGAGCACAAGGGAGAAAUGGAACAAAGAAUCAUUACGUUAGAAGCAAGUUUGGAAAAAGCAGAGCUGCAGAUCACAGAAUUUAAUAAACAGAUUGAGAAUUUAGAGAACAAGUUGCAGCAUUCAAAAGAUGAGCUUCAUGAGAAAGAGUUUAAAAUACUUCAACAAGAUCAAGAGAUAAAUUGUCUUAAAAAAGAAACUGAAAGAAAAGUGCAAAGAAUAUCAGAUAUUGAAAAAAAGAUGAAAGAACAAGAAAACUACAUUGCAGAACAGUACAAAGAAGUACUUGAUUUGGGUCAGCAGCUGAGGCUAGAACGUGAACAGAUGAAACGCAUCCAUGUGGACCUACUAGAGAGUCGCCGUUUGCAGGCUCAAGCUCAGAGAGAUGUGGAGAGGAUCUCUCUUGAACUGGAAGAAAUGAACCAUCUUGCUCAUGAAAAAGAAAGCCAUGCAAAUGUUUUGGCAGAACAACUGGGGGCUUGUCAGGCACGGGAAACCCAGUUAGAAGCAAGGAUGGAGGCAGAGGCCAAGAGGCUGUCCACAGAAAUUCAUUUGCUAAAACAGUCUUAUAUGUCAGAGAAACUCUCACAUGAAACACAGCAGACAAAAUGGAAGCAGUCACUAUCAGCAUCUCAUCAUGUUCAUGAACAGUUACAACAGGUGAAGCUGGAGCUGGAUGAUGCUCAAAGCACUGUUCAUAAUCUGCAGCAACAGCUUCAGUCAAGAAAUGAGAUGAUUCAAGCAGCAAAUGAAGCUCUGCUUCUCAAAGAAUCUGAAGUAACAAGAUUACAAACUAGAAUUGCAGGUCAUGAAAGAACACAAGGUAUCAAGCAACUAUCAGGCCCACCAAACCUGUCUACGUGUCAGUGGCUUGAUCAAGAACUGGACUUUGCCAAGAAUUCUCAGAUUUCCUGCUCAGCUCCCAGAAAGUUGGGUCGCUCUACAAGCAACAACAAUUUGAAUGUUAAAGAUAAUGGGAAAGUAUUCGAUCAGAACAAGAUAUUUACAUUAGAGUCGUCAGUGAUUUCUGGGAAACUAAAAGGCUUAACUCAUGCUUCACCAAAAAACCCGAAUGAAUCUUCUUUUGAUCCUUUGACACACAUUGUAGAUGAAGAUUCAACUUGUGACAGUGAUGAUUUCCACACUCUUAGUGGUAUGUUAAAAUAUAUCAACAGAGAGGUGAAGAAUUCUGAAAGUUCUUCCUCAUGAUUUUCAACUGCUGCAGAGGAAAAUCAAGAACAAUGGUUGUGAAGAAACAGCGUGUUGGCAAGAAAUAAACAGCAGAUGGAUCUCUUGGCACACCCUCAUGCUUAUGGGGACAUUUUAUAGAAAGCAUUUACAGAGUUAUUUAAAUCUCUGCUUACUUUUUAAUUCUAUUUUUAUGAUUAUUGCUUUUAAAUGAUUUGUACAGUAAUGCUACUAUUUUGUUACAUUGACUCUUAAAGAGAAAGCAAAAGCUAGAGUUUUUAGAAAUUGUCCUGAUCCUUUGAUAUUUCAGCUAAAUAUAUUACUGAAUUAAUAAACAAAUAAGGCAA